AAAAAGAAACAAGGGGGGGACAUGCCCAUGACAAGCGUCAUCAAGAGGCCCAGCCGCACCGCGAGCUUUGACGAGGACGAAGACGAUGAUUCGGAUGACGAUGAUCCGAACGAAAUAUCAACAACUAGCAUUUUUGAUGAUGACGAUGACGAUACUUCGAUCUGUUCUGUCGAUACCUACGGAGAGCCAAAACAAAAACAAAUCCCAAUUCUGGAUUUGAAAUUGAAGAAAGCUAGCCCUAAGCCAAGUGGCUAUGGGAUGGCGGCUCUCGCUCACGUCUACGGAAGUGCCACGCCAAAUCCUGGUUACGGAAAAGCCGGCCUUGGUUAUGGAGACGACGACGACGACGACGACGAUCUCGGAUAUGGAGAUGCCGCUCCUGACACUGCCCCCGAUCUUGGUUAUGGAGAUGCCGCUCCGGACGCUGCUCCCGAUCUUGGCUAUGGCAAGGCCGCACCAGAUUUGGGAUAUGGAAACACCAAACCAGAUUUGGGAUAUGGCAAUGCCGCACCAGAUUUGGGAUACGGAGAUGCCCAGCCUGACAAUCAAGGACAGGCCUACGAUCUUCGCAAACCUACACCUUCCACUGUGGAUCUGGGGUACGGAGAUGCCACUCCCGACGCCCCGGAAACAGCAGUGGCGACGGAGGAGUAUGAUUAUCAUGAUUUGUAUGGCCAGGCUCCCCGCGCUUCUCUACAGAAAGCACGGCGUCGACAGCACCGGGCAUCCUCUAUGCAGCAUGUUUCUUCAGCGAUGUCGCAUGGUCAUGAUCCAACUCCAAGAAUUAGUUUUGGAACUCGUCGUCAACGGAGACGGUCUAAUUCUAUGAAUAUGCUCUCGAACCACAGCAGCAUGAACCACGGCAGCAUGAGAAUGUCCUUUCGGGGUAAUGGUCCGUCCCACUGUGAUGGCGGGCAGGACACCAGUGGCGAAUUCGGAACUCGACAUCGGCCCACGAAUGCUGGGAAACGUAACCAACGUCGCACUUCGUCCAUGUCGAUGCUCAAGACUAUGGGCAUGUCCACUAGGAAUAUGGGCGGAGGAGGUCGCACCAUGGAUACCUCCGGAUUUGUCACGGGGUCACGGAUCCGGAGAAUAGACAAUGCUUCGCAGCUCUUGACGGCAGCACGGUAG
Molecule: messenger RNA, 1134 nt
Organism: Seminavis robusta
Lineage: Eukaryota; Bacillariophyta; Bacillariophyceae; Naviculales; Naviculaceae
Source: the annotation of a GenBank genome assembly